AUGCUCAUUGUUCCUCGAUUUUCAUCAGUCUCGUUUUGGCAAUCUUCUUCGUAGCUUCUGCCGGACAAUUUGCUUGCACGAGUCGCGAGAGCUCCGCUGCGUAGUCAUAAGAAAAAAAAAUAUAGCGCGUCAACAUGAUACUAUUAGCCUCGUUAUUAGUGAUCCUCGGAGUCCUUUUGAUCCUCCACCUGUACACUAUCACCUCGAGAAUCCGUUGGGUUUUAAGAUCUAUGUGGGGUCCACCGUCUUGGCCGAUACUCGGGAAUUUGUUAAUUUUUAACGUUCCAGUUGAGAAGCAGUGGAGCGUUAUCAGGAGAUUGACCAAAGAGUACUAUCCAAUCGCAAAAAUACUUUUCGGCCCGUUUCACGUAUACGUUAGUUUACGACAUCCCGACGAUUUGGAGGUCCUCUUAACAAGUCAAAAGCAUAUCACAAAAGGCGACAGCUAUUCGUACUUGCAUCCUUGGCUCAAAUCAGGUCUUCUCACCAGUACUGGUGAAAAAUGGCGACAGCGAAGAAAAAUUUUAACACCGGCCUUUCAUUUCAACAUAUUGAAAAAGUACAUGGACAUUACGAAUGAGAACGGUAUCAAAUUCAUCGAGGCCCUCAAGUUGGAGGGCAAAGAAUCGGUUCAAAAUCUCGUGACGUUAUGCUCGAAAUAUACUCUGAGUAUUAUAUUAGAAUCUGCAAUGGGGAUCAAUUUGGAAAAACUAGAUAAAGAGACAUCGGAAAAAUACGUUCAAGCAUUACAUCAGAACGGAAGUAUCGUAGUUUACAGGAUUGCGCGACCUUACAUCACCGACUGGAUGAUGAACACGUUCAUGAAGCUGGGUAGUGUGCAGAAACGAGCUUUGCAAAUCCUCCUCGAUUUCACGCAAAAGGUGGUGCGGGAACGCCGCGAGUAUCACGAGCGAACCGAUUACAAAUACAUCAACGGCGUCGAGAGCGACGAAAAAGAAUCCGACACGAACGACGUCUAUUUGAGCAGAGGACGCAGAAAGCGAUUAGCUAUGCUCGAUCUGCUGCUGUCGGCCGAGCAAGAAGGCGUGAUCGACAACGAUGGUAUAAUGGAGGAAGUCGACACGUUUACGUUCGAAGGUCACGAUACGACCGCGGCGGCUAUGACUUUCACGAUAAUGCUCUUAGCUGAAAACGAAGAAGCCCAAGACAAAGCCAGAGCCGAAGUCACGCAAAUUUUCGAUCGUUGCGACGGUAAGAUAGAGAUGCAAGACAUUCAAGAUAUGACCUAUCUCGAGUGGUGUGUCAAAGAGGCUCUGCGACUCUAUCCGCCGGUAUCGACCAUGAUGCGUACGAUGACCGAAGAUCUGCAGCUAAAGGACUUUUUAGUGCCCGCUGGUACCGAAGUUAUCUUUCACUUGUACGACACACACCGCGAUCCAAACUUUUGGGAAGAUCCGGAUAAAUUCGAUCCAGAACGAUUUUCACCCGAGCGCAGUCAUGGCAGGCAUCCGUUUUCUUAUUUGCCCUUCAGUGCUGGGCCUCGAAACUGUAUCGGUCAAAAGUUCGCUUUGAUGGAAUUGAAGUCGCUGAUGGCACGAAUCUUGUAUGAUUUCAAACUCGAGCCAGUGGUUCGUCUGGCGGACAUUGGAAUUCUACUUGAUAUCAUUAUAAGACCGUCUAAGCCAGUCUUCACCAAGUUCGUAAGGAUCGAUAAAUCUGCAAACAUGUAAUAAGGUGAGAUAAUGAAUGAUCAGUCAGAUUAAUGCAAGAUUUUAGUAUAAAAUAAAUCGUUUAAUAUCAUUGCAAUACCCUACUCAUAACUUUUUUAUAAAUGUUUUUACAUCAUCAACACUUAUAGCACUUCAAAAGUUUCUUCAAAAAUUGUACAUCUGUAUAAACAUGUCGAGCUAUUAUUCUAAAUAACUCUUAAAGCUUAUCAAUGCCUAAAUCACGAUGCCCUAUACGAGAAGUAGGAUGCUCAAAGAUCAAAAUAGAUACAAACAUCCUACUUGUAGUAAAAAGCGUCUACAGUGUAGACUCUACGCGCUCUUUGACAUGUACAUCAUAAAUAAAAGAAAAGUUUACAUUCCAAUAAAUACUUUUACAAGAAUCAAAAAUUAUUCAAAAUAUAAAAUACAUA
This is a messenger RNA of Trichogramma pretiosum, 2101 nucleotides long. RefSeq names its product cytochrome P450 4C1-like. Lineage: Eukaryota; Metazoa; Arthropoda; Insecta; Hymenoptera; Trichogrammatidae. The record is from RefSeq and is a predicted model, not a curated record. The transcript has 12 exons. The coding region runs from base 135 to 1691 and encodes 518 amino acids. Gene Ontology annotation, molecular function: iron ion binding; oxidoreductase activity, acting on paired donors, with incorporation or reduction of molecular oxygen; monooxygenase activity.